This is a messenger RNA of Paramecium pentaurelia, 1691 nucleotides long. NCBI's taxonomy places the organism in Eukaryota, Ciliophora, Oligohymenophorea, Peniculida, Parameciidae. The record is from the annotation of a GenBank genome assembly.
AUGCUUCCAAUCGAUCUUGCCAAACUAGCCGCUUUGCAGUCUAAGGUAUUUUACUCAAUCAUUGUUUUUAUAAAAUGUAUGCCUACCAUAUAAAAAACACAUAAAUAUAAUAUUUUUAUUUUAGAGAUUAGAAUCAGAUUUCAAAGUGCUAGGAAGGAUAGGAAAGGGCGGAUUUUCUAAAGUGUAUAAAGUAAGUAACCUUUUGGAUAAAAAUACUUAUGCUUUGAAAGAAGUAUAGAAAAUAUAUAUAUUAUAAGAUUGAACUAAAAGGAAAGGACUUGAAGGAGAGUCAUGAGAAGAAUAUUCAAAGAGCUUAAAGAGGUAUGAUGUUUUAAUUAAUAAGUUCCUUCUCAGAAGCAAAAUAUUUAGCCCGACUAUCCCAUCCCAAAAUCAUAAGAUACUUCAAUUCUUGGGUUGAAGUAAUGCCAAAUAAGGUGGAUUCUAUAAAAAUAAGGAAACAAGAGUAAGAAAUAAAUGACUUUGUGUUCGAUAGUUAUAAUAUUAAUUUUAAUGACUCAUAAUAAAAUUCAAAGAAUGAUCUAGAGAAUAUAAUUUUUUUUAAAGAUUCAUAGAAUGAAUAGAUUAGUUAUUCUGAAUAAGAGAAUAAUAUUCAAUAAAAUUAUAGAGUUACUAGAAAAAAACAUAAUCCUAUUAAUUAAAACAAAAAGUCAAUUAGUUAAGAUGAAAAAAAGAUUGAAUUUGAUAGAAUCAUAUUUUACAUUUAAACUGAGCUUUGUCAAUAAACUCUAGAAAAUUAUUUAUAAUAGAGAAAUACAGAGUUGUUGAAACUUAAGAAAAGUAAAGAUGAUAAUUAUCAAAAUAUCCAGUAAAAGUAUAUUAAAGAAGCUAAAAUGAUAUUGGAUCAAAUAAUAUAAGGAUUAGACUAUUUACAUAAUGAAUGUAAAUUAGUACAUAGAGAUUUGAAACCUGGAAAUAUUUUCAUGAAUAGCCCAGAAGAUGUUAAAAUAGGUGAUUUUGGUUUAGUUUCAAAACUUAAAUAAUUUUAUGAUUAUGAAGAUUAAGAUAAUGAUGAUGAUAUCUGUACAAAAAUGUAUGCAGCUCCUGAAUAAAUUAAUUAAAAAAUAAACAAAAGUUUUUCUGAUUAAAAAAGUGAUAUUUAUGCGUUAGGUUUGAUAAUUUUAUUACUAUUUCAUCCUACAUCAACUUCUAUGGAAACAAUUAAAGUUAUGAAUGAAGCCAAAAAGAGUAUACUUCCAUAGAUUUUAAAAGAUAAAUAUUCAAAAAUAUCAGAAAUAAUUUUAGAAUGUAUGAAUAACGAUCCAAAAUAAAGACCUAAUGUUAAUGAGAUUACAGUAAUAGAUUCAUUAAAUUCUUUGACUUCUUCAAAAAAAAGUAGUAAUGAAUUUAAUAGUGAUUCUACUGAUCUUUAUAUCAAAAAUAUUGGAAAUUGUUUAGUUAAAUUUGAAGAUGAGACAAUCUAAGAGAAGUAAAAUAUUUUAAUAUGUUUUAGAUAUUUGCAGUAUAGUAAUAGAUAGAUUUAAAUAUUUAAAAAUUCAAAUUGUCUCAAAGCUCAAAUGAUAUAUAAUAUUAAUGAAUGUAAUAUUUCUUAUAAUGAGAAUGAAAUCUUAGUGGAACAUAAUUAAUUAGAAAACUUUUCAUUCAAAACUACACAUAAUUAAUUAUUGGACAUUUAUGAUCAAUUAUGUGAACUCACCUAAGCAAUAUAUUGA